CAUUUUAAUUUAUAUUUCAAAAUUAUUCUAACUUAAAUUCCCAUAUUUUUAUUUUUAUUUUCUAAAUUUAAGAUAGUUCUGUUUGCUGAGGUUUCUUACAUUUCAGGUUAAGGUUGGUAAUAAUCACUGCUUCAUCAUCUUCAUCAUCAUCAUCAGUGUAGGUUUCUGUGUUUUUUCUUAGUUUCUUUGAAUCACUGCCAUGGCUUCUUCAAGCUCUCUCUUGAGAAUGGAACAGAUACCAGGGAAAGGAAGAGGUAUUGUUGCAGCAAAAUCCCUGAAAGCAGGUGAAAUAAUCCUCACCGAAUCCCCUCUCAUUCUCUACUCAGCUUCUCCACUCUUCGCACCAUCUUCAUCACCUUUCACAAACUGUGAUCACUGCUUCAGAAUCUUACCCUCUCACACUAACAUUUUCCCAUGCCCCUCUUGCUCCCACCACACUUUCUGCUCCCAAAGGUGUCUCUCCCUUGCACGCAACUCCUCACACUCCACUUGGGUAUGCAAAGCUCUCAUCUUUCUUCUUCAACACCCCAACUCAACAACACUCUUUCAACAACACCCCCCAGAACGCCAAGUCCAAGCCCGUUUCAUUGUAGCUUCUCACAACCUCUUUCUUCGUUCCCCUUCUGAACUUCACACCUUGCUCUCUCUUCAUGGCACCCCAGACAGUGCCAUUUUUGAUGCUGCUAAGUUUCUCCACUCUCUGAUCUCACCACUUUUCCCUCAACAGUGUCAACUUUCUGUUGAUAUCACUGCGCAGCUUCUUGCAAAGGACAGACUCAACUCCUUCUGCUUAAUGGACCCUUAUUCCCCCGAAGGGCCUCAGAGAUCCAUCAAAGCGUAUGCUAUUUACCCCAAAGCCACGUUCUUCAACCAUGACUGUGUUCCCAACGCGUGCAGGUUCGAUUAUGUGGACACUGGUGACGAACACAACACCGACAUGGUUAUUAGGUUGAUCGAGGAUGUUCCUGCUGGGAAAGAGAUCUGCAUCAGCUAUUUCAGGAUUGGAAGGGAUUAUUGCACCAGAAAAAGGAUCUUGAUGGAGGAUUAUGGCUUCACUUGUGGAUGUGAUACGUGUGUGAUCGAAGCAAAGGGAGAAGACAAUGGGGAGAAGAACAGUGACCUGCCACACGUGCGGUUCCUUCGCAAGCAUGUCUGUGAGAGGAAGAAUUGUGCUGGCACAAUGGCUCCUCUGCCUCCAAAAGAUGAUGUGCCUUCUAAUGUUCUGGAGUGUAACUUCUGUGGCAAUUUCAAAGAAAUAUUGUGAAUGAUGAUGCUUAAUUUUGAUUGUGCCAAUGAGACUAUUUUCUGUAUCUUUUUUAUUACACUUUGGUAAAAAUAUGUAAUAUGAAUAAUUUUAAGAAAUGUAUUCUGAGAGUGACUUUACA
Molecule: messenger RNA, 1385 nt
Organism: Vigna unguiculata (cowpea)
Lineage: Eukaryota; Viridiplantae; Streptophyta; Magnoliopsida; Fabales; Fabaceae
Product: histone-lysine N-methyltransferase ASHR2 pseudogene
Source: RefSeq, a predicted model, not a curated record